Messenger RNA from Aethalodelphis obliquidens (Pacific white-sided dolphin), 2622 nucleotides. RefSeq names its product calcium binding protein 5 (gene CABP5). The record is from RefSeq and is a predicted model, not a curated record. Lineage: Eukaryota; Metazoa; Chordata; Mammalia; Artiodactyla; Delphinidae. The coding region runs from base 759 to 1319 and encodes 186 amino acids. Gene Ontology annotation, molecular function: calcium ion binding; calcium channel regulator activity. Gene Ontology annotation, cellular component: cytoplasm. The transcript has 7 exons.
AGUGAUGGAAAUGUGCCACGUCUGUGCUGGGCGGUGUGACAGAGCCCAAGGCAUGGAUGGCUACCUUGCCCCUCCCCCCUGAACUAUGCAGGAAGAAAGGAAGGGAAGAGAGGAGCAAGAGGAAGGGCAAAUAUCCCCCUCUGAGCCACUGUGCAUGUCUAUUCCUGAAGUCAGGUCGUCGCUCGUUUACACACAUUCCUGGCUUACCCUAGAGCUCCUGGAGGCCAGAUGUCCUCUCCAUCUUCACACACAUGAAGGCCAGCAGAGGCCAGGCUUAGACUGAUCACUCAACGUGCCUGUUGAAACAUUGUAUGAAUUGAUGCCCUCUGCUCUAAUCCUCAUUUUCAAAACUAUCCUUCCAGUUCUAUUCUGGGGAUAAAAGGUCAGAGCCCGACACUGUCUCCGCCUCCAUUCUCAAGCCAGAUGGGGAGGCAGGAACAACUGGGAUCCCUCCCCAACCCGAGUAGGGAUUUCUGACCCAGCUGUCACACAGCUCUAAGGGAGCCAAGGUGACCGAGGGAGAGGCCAAGAGAGGCAGGAAGAGUUGGCAAAGGAGUGGUAGAGAAGGAAAGGAGGCUGAGCCGCCACGGGGGACAGGAAGGGGGGGAGCUGUCUUGAGAUUGGCGCCUGGUGAGCUCUGCCCUGCACCCUCCAUGCAGUUUCCCAUGGGCCCCGCCUGCAUCUUCUUAAGAAAAGGCAUCGCUGAGAAACAGCGGUGAUGAAGGUGGUGAUGAUGCUGGAGGUGCUGAUAACAAUAGAUGCCACUUUUUUUUUUUUUUUUAAAGAAGAUGUUGGGGGAAAGACCACUGGGACCAGAUGAGAUUGAAGAGCUCCGGGAAGCAUUUCUUGAGUUUGACAAGGACCGAGAUGGGUUCAUCUCUUGUAAGGAUUUGGGGAAUCUCAUGAGGACAAUGGGUUACAUGCCCACGGAGAUGGAACUGAUUGAACUGGGCCAGCAAAUCCGCAUGAACUUGGGUGGCCGUGUAGAUUUUGACGAUUUUGUGGAGCUGAUGGCCCCCAAAUUGCUUGCAGAAACAGCUGGGAUGAUUGGUGUCCAGGAGAUGCGAGAUGCUUUCAAGGAAUUUGAUGCCAAUGGAGACGGGGAGAUCACCCUGGGAGAGCUGCAGCAGGCCAUGCAGAGGCUCCUGGGAGACAAGCUCACUCCCCAGGAGAUCUCCGAGGUUGUCCAGGAAGCCGACAUUAACGGAGACGGCACCGUCGACUUUGAAGGCUCGGGAUCCCUCGGUGCUCCGGUAACACCCACGCAUGCCUCUGCAGUGAUACUGGCACGUGACAUCACAAUAGCUUCCAAUCGUUGAUUGCCUGUUUCCUUCUGAGGCCACAGACUAAAUCUUUCAUCAUUAUACCCCAAUUCCUAGCAGAGAGCUCAGCACAUGUGUUUUGAGUGAUUGGAUAAAUGAGAAAUAUUGGAGUCUUGAGCGGAUGGGGGGGGAUCAUUUUUGUGGGAGACAUCAAUAGGGCACGUCAAGUUCCCAUCGUGACAUUCUCUGGUUCAAAUUCUUAGUCUGAUAUUCAAGUGCAUCCAUGAUGCUGCCCCAGUUACCCACCCACCCAGCCUCUAUCUUCUACAACCACUCUCUGAAUUUUUAUGCUCUGAUGUACACUUGGUACUGCUCUGUGUUCUCCAACUUCUGUUCCUUUCUCCCUGAUGUUCCUUCCACUUACCACACCUUUCCCGUGUUAUCAAUGCAUUUUCAAAUCCUAUCCAUCUCUCAGGAGUUCAUGCCAGUGCAACCUCUGCUAAGAUGCUUCCCUUCAUCCUUAUGUGGUGUAGUAGUCCUAGCUGUGAAGACUUACAGGGAUUUUUCUCUUCCUCUCCAAAGGAAGUUAUGACUGCAGACCUUGAGUUACAUUUGCCUCCUGGGUUGUGAAUUUCUGUGGGGCAGAGGGAGCUUCUCUAACCCAUCUCUGCUGUGACAUUCCCAGCAUAGAAACUUAGUAGACGUUUGUUGCAUGGAUGCCUGCUGGAUCUAGCCAGGCUCAGGUGCAGAGCAGGCAUCAAUGAAAAUCUGGGAGAGGUACAAUGGUUUCAGGAAAUAGUUCCUCCGGCCAAUCACAGGCAAGGGAAGGACAGAGGGGCCUCGAGACCUGGGUGGGACCAAUAAGUAAGUCCACCUGACUUUGAGUCCUAGCAAAGUCAUGGGUUCAUUCCAGGGUUCUCCAUUCACCAUCCACGUGAUCUCAGCCAUGUUGGUCAACCUCACCAGCCUCGGUUUGCUUAUCUGUGAAACGGUACUUACCCCUCCAAGAUCGGUUGAAAAGUUGAAAUCAGAGACUCAUAAUGACAAUUUAUUGAACACCGACUGUGUCUUCUAAGCAUUCUGUUGUUUAACCAUCUUAAAAAUCAUAGAAGGUAAAUAGCAAUCCUAUGAUUCCCAUUUUGUAGAUGAAGAAAUCAAGGCAUAGAGGGGUCAGGUUAUUAAUUUCCCAAAGAUCACCAGUGGUUCCUGACACAUAGUAAAGGCUGGAAAAAAUAAUGGCAGGUACUCUUACAAAUAGGUACCUCACUGAGCGGGGAGGGAUAAAUCAGGAGCUUGGGAUUAACAUACACACACACUACUAUAUAUAAAAGAGAUAAACAACAAGGACCUACUGCAUAGC